Kockovaella imperatae is the source of this 688-nucleotide messenger RNA. RefSeq lists its product as hypothetical. The transcript is spliced from 3 exons. NCBI's taxonomy places the organism in Eukaryota, Fungi, Basidiomycota, Tremellomycetes, Tremellales, Cuniculitremaceae. The record is from RefSeq and is a predicted model, not a curated record. The coding region runs from base 1 to 621 and encodes 206 amino acids.
AUGGGAUUUGAGGGUCCUUUCUUUAUCGUCUCGUUGUCCUGGCGACUACUCCUCGAGAGCCUGUGGAGCGACCACAAGACCUGUUCUUGGACAUUAGCAGAGGUCAUCUCAGUUUCCACUUCUCCUAUCCCACUUCUCCCUCUUCCAGCAAACAUCGAGUAUCUCUCAACAUACCCAGCUCAUCGCCCUCCGAGACCCUGCCGGUUCACGAUGCCUAUCAAACGAUCAUUCUCGAUGACUCCAUCUCCCGCGCCCAGCUCGGCCUCUUCGGAAUCGGCGGCGUACAGUCCAUCUCCCAAGAAGAUCAAGAAAGAGACCCUGACGUCGGACACUAGCUCUCCCACCACCCCAAAGACGCCAAAGUCCAAUAGCACUGCCACCAAGUCUUCGAAAACGCCCAAGACUUCGAAAACUGGAUCCAAAGCACAGGAAAACGGCACUUGGACGGCAGAGAAGAGAGGAAUAUUCAUAGACGAGAUCAUCGCUGCUGGAUACAAGGGAGCGGAACUCGACAGUUUGGCUGAUAAACUCAACUUGAGUAAGCGGCAGCUCAUCGAUCAGCUCGUUCCCAAUCGGAACAACCUCCGAGGCAAAGCAGUCAAGGGCGCGAAGGGAGAGUGAGGAAUCGAACAUGGCGUGAAAGAGGAAUUGAUUCUGCGAGUACCGUAAACAUGCAUGACUUGGGAGC